ACCUUUGAAGGAGCUGCAGCGGCUGAGUGAGGCUCAACCCGGUAUGGGUAAGUCAUUGUUGGAUCGGCUGGAAGGCACCACGUGGCUUGAUGAGAGGAAAUGCCCGAUUGCACACAUCCAAAGCGGAGAGAUCUUUUGGUCCAACACGAUGGCGUCCAUGGCAUCAUUGAUCUCUGAUGGCACAAUUGUGGUGACAAUAUGGAAGGAAGAUGUGGUGGCCAGAGGCUGCCAGAGCACAGAUCAAUCAUCAAAGAAUGGGGUUGCUCGAGAUGGAGAUGUAGCUAUUACAUUACAGCUUCAUGAUUUUUGCUCUCUGCCCAAGCCCUCAAAGCAGUCCACGUUCUUCGUUCAAGAAUCCGUGUUCAUUGCAGAAUCCGCUACGGGCCUAGGGGUGAAUUGUGAUGUUUGAACAAACGACCCAGGCCGUCAACUGAUUGCAUUGUUUGUGUUUGAGAUGCUUCACACAGCUUGAUGCUGGACAGGGGACGGUGUGAACUUUCGUUUAUCAUAUUGCCACAUUCAGCUAUUCAAACAUAUUCAAACAGUAGUUGAUGUCAAACUUGGAUUCUACCUGCGGUCUUUUGACAGGCGAAGUGGACCUGGACACAGAGCCAGCGUGCAUUACGUGGUCACGCUGGAACGACCUGCCUUCCCAGAUUAUGAGCUUUGUGUGGAUCAAGGGUUGACCUUGUACAAAGACCAGCAGGUAAGAUAGCUCAAUGGGCCAAAGCACGACAAGGCCUUCUCGUGUGAACGAAUCCAAGUAUCGCCAAGUCGCAAGAAUUGCAUUCCAGCGGCAUUUGGCCAUGCGGAUAGACCAUUGUGCGGGAAAAGUGGAAAGCAGCCAACAUGGCCUACUGCUUAAUUUGAUUGUGCGGAGGCGUUUGAACGUACUAUCAACAAUCCCGCCUGUCAGACCAGGUCCUCAGUCAACCAGGUUCCACCCUUGGAGUAUCUCUCUCGCGUGGUUCUCAUUU
Durusdinium trenchii is the source of this 977-nucleotide messenger RNA. The record is from the annotation of a GenBank genome assembly. NCBI's taxonomy places the organism in Eukaryota, Dinophyceae, Suessiales, Symbiodiniaceae.